AUGGCUGACUCUAAGAGCACUGUUUCUUCCCCCGAAAACGCUCGAGCCGCAUCGGUGCGAGCAGCAGAUAUGUCUUCCACAAGGGACAUUCCCAUGUGGAAGUAUAUAUGGCAGCAUAGUUUGACGCAGAUGAUACUCUUAAGUAUUCAAGCUUUUUGUGGUCCUGCUAUGUCUGAUGCCAUUGCUGGAUUGGGUGGUGGUGGUCUUGCGACGCCUCAGGUAUCAAAUAUUUCUACGGCUUUGAGAUAUGCUGCUCUGGCUUUCACUUGCUUCAUGGGUGGUCCAAUCGUUAACAAACUCGGCGUCAAAUGGGCGCUUGUUAUCGGAUCCAUGUCCUUCCCCAUCCAAGGAUCAGCUUACUACUGCAAUAGCAAAUUCGGCAAUCAAUGGUAUCUCAUCCUCAGUGGUGUAAUUGGCGGUAUCGGAACCGGCUGUUGGUACGUCGCCGAAGCCGGUGCCAUCAUGACCCUUGCGCCAUCUGGUGCUCGCGGUAAAUACCUGGCGCUGUGGAUUGUGUCGCGAAACUUGGGACAGCUUGUUGGUGGCGCUAUCAAUCUGUCCAAGAACAACGAGAAGGGUGUUAGUGGUGGAGUAACACCCGACACAUACAUAGCAUUCCUCAUCAUUGAGUGUCUAGCUCUUCCAUUUGCGUUUAUGAUCACCCCGUUCGAACACGUCAUUCGAUCUGAUGGUACCAAGAUCGUCACGGCUGAGACUCUUUCCACGAAACUGGAGAUUAAACGUAUCGCCAAAACCAUGACUUCCAGACUCAUUAUUUUGUCUUCCAUCUGGGCCGUCUGGUCGUUUUUCUACAGUGGAUCGUGGUCAACGUACCUCGGAAUCUAUUUUACCGUCCGCGCCAGGGCUCUCUCAUCACUCAUCUCACCGUUUUUCUGCAUUAUCGGCUGCUUCGGUCUUGGCUUCAUCCUUGACGCCAAGAAACUCGCUCAACGUCGUCGCGCUCAAAUCGGCCUUUACACCGUCGUCAUACUCAACGUGGGAGUCUACAUCUGGUCCAUCAUCAUGCAAGUUCGCUUUAAGCGCAACGACCCUGGUGCAAUUGACUGGGACGAUGGCUUGUUUGCGACAUCCUUUUUGCCGUAUUUCUUUGUGCAGACCACGGGACCGCUGUCGCAGAGCUAUAUGUAUUGGCUCUUAUCUUCUUUUGCGACGGAUGCACAAGAGAACGUGCGAAAUGGUGCUGCGUUUAGAUGUCUCGAGGCCAUUGGCCAAGCCAUCGCGUAUGGUAUGAACACUCAGACAAAGAGUGAUCCUCUGGUUGGCUUCUGCGUUACGUUUGCACUUCUCGGCGCUUCGCUGCUGCCAAUGAUCAUGCUUGUCAACACCACGCCUGACAGGAUCCCUGCCGAUGAGAUCGCGGAACAGAAGGCUAUGGGUGAGAAGCUUGGGGACAUUGAGGGUCAGGCUGUUGCGAUUGAUGAUGGACAUGUUAAGAAAUGA
Messenger RNA from Fusarium coffeatum, 1461 nucleotides. RefSeq lists its product as uncharacterized. The coding region runs from base 1 to 1461 and encodes 486 amino acids. Lineage: Eukaryota; Fungi; Ascomycota; Sordariomycetes; Hypocreales; Nectriaceae. The transcript has 9 exons. The record is from RefSeq and is a predicted model, not a curated record.